AUGUCUAUCGGAGUUGCUAUUAUUGGCAGUGGCAUCUUUGCCCGGGAAGAACACUUGCCCGUAGCACGCGCCUCGCCCGAUUUCGCGCUCAAGGCGAUUUAUUCCCGCUCCCUCCAGUCAGCACAGAACCUCGCCUCUGGAGUCGAGGGAGUAGAUCUAUACUCGGAGGAUGCCGGCACCGGCAGAAGCUACGCGGAUCUCCUAGCUCGGGAGGACGUGCAAGCUGUCAUCAUCGCCUUGCCGAUUCUCGCCCAGCCAGAGUACAUCAAGCAGGCUCUUACCGCCGGGAAACAUGUCCUGUCCGAGAAGCCCAUUGCCAAGGACCUGGCCACCGCCCAGGAGCUGUUGCAGUGGUACACUGUCAACAUCGACACCAGCAAGACUCUCUGGGCCGUCGCGGAGAACUACCGCUACCUGGCCAAGUUCAUCCGGACCGCCGAGGAGGUCCGCAGAUUGGGCGGAGUGAAGAACUUCCGCGUGAGCGUGCGCAGUCUGAUCAAGACGGACUUCAAGUACUACAAGACGGAGUGGCGUCGGACCCCAGCUCACCAGGGCGGAUUCGUCCUUGACGGCGGCAUCCACCUCGUCGCGGGACUGCGGCUGAUUCUCGGAGAGCAGGAGGCGCUGGCCUCGGUGUCCGCGCGGUCGAGUCUCCUGCAGGAGUAUCUGGCUCCCGUGGACACCGUGGACGCCGUGGCGCAGACGAAGUCCGGAGCAUCGGGCGCCAUCACCAUGUCGUAUGGCUCGGCAUUCAACGACUUUGUAUUUGAGUUCGACUGCGCGCAAGGCGCGGUGACGCUGAACGGCGACCGGGUCACGGUCAAGGGGGAGAGCUUCGAGGUGCCCUUUGAGGGCCGGGGAGUGAACCACGAGGUGGCUGGGUUUGCGGCAUCAAUUCGGACCGGUGCGGUGCAAGCCUUGUUGCGGCCGGAGCAGGCGUUGGCGGAUUUAGAGAUGGUCCUCGCAAAGAAGCACGUCCCCAUCGUCAAGAAGCGCACCAAGCGUUUCUUCCGCCACCAGUCCGACCGCUUCAAGUGCGUGCCGGAGUCAUGGCGCAAGCCCAAGGGUAUCGACAACCGCGUCCGUAGACGCUUCAAGGGCAACAUCCCCAUGCCCUCGAUCGGUUACGGAAGCAACAAGAAGACCAAGCACAUGAUGCCCUCCGGCCACAAGGCUUUCCUCGUCCACAACCCCAAGGACGUCGAGCUUCUUCUCAUGCACAACCGCACCUACGCUGCUGAGAUCGCCUCCGCCGUCUCUUCCCGCAAGCGUGUCGACAUCAUUGCCAAGGCCAAGGCCCUCGGCGUCAAGGUCACCAACCCCAAGGGCCGUGUCACCACUGAGGCUUAA
Molecule: messenger RNA, 1350 nt
Organism: Aspergillus aculeatinus CBS 121060
Lineage: Eukaryota; Fungi; Ascomycota; Eurotiomycetes; Eurotiales; Aspergillaceae
Product: 60S ribosomal eL32 domain-containing protein
Exons: 9
Coding region: 1-1350 (449 amino acids)
Biological process (GO): translation
Cellular component (GO): cytosolic large ribosomal subunit; ribosome
Molecular function (GO): nucleotide binding; structural constituent of ribosome
Source: RefSeq, a predicted model, not a curated record